Molecule: messenger RNA, 1354 nt
Organism: Medicago truncatula (barrel medic)
Lineage: Eukaryota; Viridiplantae; Streptophyta; Magnoliopsida; Fabales; Fabaceae
Product: WAT1-related protein At4g15540
Exons: 7
Coding region: 104-1189 (361 amino acids)
Cellular component (GO): membrane
Molecular function (GO): transmembrane transporter activity
Source: RefSeq, a predicted model, not a curated record
UUUAUCAAGCUUUAACAAUAGUGGCUUUUAAAAAUGAACCGACAAAAUAAACACUGAAAUCAAGAGAACUGAGAAAGUGAAGCAGAGUGAGAGAGAGAGAGAGAUGGCAGGGAGGCAUUGUUACAAGGAUGUGCUCCCAUUCACGGCAAUGGUUGCAAUAGAGUGCACAAACGUUGGUGUCAGUGUUCUAUUCAAAGCAGCUACUCAAAAAGGGUUGAGUUACUAUGUCUUCAUUGCCUAUUCAUUUGUUGUCUCCACUCUUGUUCUCCUUUUGCCUCUCCCCUUCUUUAUCAAAUGGUCAAGAGGGCUUCCUCCUUUGAACAUGUCUCUAAUCUUCAGAAUUUUUCUCCUUGGAGUUUUGGGAGUUGUAGCUCAGCUUUUUGGAUAUAAAGGACUUGAAUACACAACACCUACUCUUGCUUCAUCUCUUUCCAACCUUAUACCUGCUUUUACAUUCAUCCUAGCUAUCAUUUUCAGGAUGGAGAAGGUAAAAUUAAGGUGGAAAAGCAGUCAAGCAAAAAUCCUGGGUUCUACGGUAUCAAUAUUAGGUGCUCUCACAGUUGUUCUUUAUAAGGGUCCAAUAAUCAUACCCUCACCAUCAACACAAUCACCACCUAUUAUUCAUUCUCCAAUCACUUCUUCAACAACAGAAUCAAAUUGGAUUCUUGGUGGAUCUCUACUUGUUAUUGAGUUUCUUAUUGUUCCAAUAUGGUACAUUAUUCAGACUACAGUCAUAAAAGAAUAUCCAGCAGAGAUUAUUGUGGUAUUUUUAUACAACUUAUGUGGAGUACUAGUAUCUAUACCAAUAUGCUUACUACUAGAACCAAACUUGAGUGCUUGGAAGAUAAAUCCUGAUAUAACAAUGAUCUCCAUCAUAUGCUCGGGAUUCUUUUCUACAGGACUAAGUUGUUUGGUUCAUACUUGGGGACUCCAUAUUAAAGGCCCUGUGUAUAUAUCACUCUUUAAGCCUUUGUCAAUAGCUAUUGCUGCAUCUUUUAGUGCUAUAUUUCUUGGUGAUGCACUGCAUUUUGGAACUGUUGUUGGAGCAGUAAUAAUAUCGAUAGGAUUUUAUGCUGUUUUAUGGGGGAAAUCCAAAGAAGAAUCGAAUGAUGAGUUUGACAUAGGUAGAGUUCCACUUCCAUCAAAUAGCAAGACUCCUUUGUUGAAGGUCUCAAAUGUGAUAGAGUAGGAAUCAGACAUAAUGAUUCUUGAAGAUGUAAAUGAUAAAUAUAGUUGUAGUUGAUAAUUUAAGCUUAUUUCUUUGGUACGCUUUCAACAUUUUGUACAUCAAUGGCAUUUUAUAUUGACUGUGUGCAACACAAAAAAUCAAUUGUAUUCAAGUUAGUCCCUUUUA